ACAUUUACUUCAACUUCGACGAACUAUUUUACUUUUAAUUUCUGUUGCUUCUUUUCUUUUGAAAGACGACCAAAAAAAGAAAAAAAGAAAAGGAAAAAUGAGAUCUACCGAAGUUUUCAUCUUCUUAAUAUUAAUUCAUAUCGCCAUGACUACCAGAUGCAUCGUUGAGGAAAAGUCGCAGGAGGAACCGGAGAUACACGUCAUUCAUUUGGAAGACGAAAGCAACGACUCCUCUGGAGAACCCGAGGUAAUAUCCUUUCAUAUCCCGGACAAACGAAAACGCGAAAUUUGGGAUAGCAAGGCAAAAGCAUUUUGUAGGAAGGAUGAAGACUGUGAUACUGGCGAAAUUUGUAUCGCCUAUUUGAGAUGCGUCAAGAUCAUUAAGAAAAUCAAUUCGCUGGAGAAUCAAACCGAACAUGAAACGAAAAUAUGACGUUUUAAACCGAUUUUUUUAAAUCGAUAUCAUGUACACGACUGUGCUUUACUCGAUGGUUUACGAUUUAUAUAAAAAUUAUCAAUAAAAUUCUAUUCUAUGUAGCUAGCAA
Molecule: messenger RNA, 545 nt
Organism: Vespa crabro (European hornet)
Lineage: Eukaryota; Metazoa; Arthropoda; Insecta; Hymenoptera; Vespidae
Exons: 4
Coding region: 98-433 (111 amino acids)
Source: RefSeq, a predicted model, not a curated record